Dovyalis caffra is the source of this 336-nucleotide messenger RNA. The record is from the annotation of a GenBank genome assembly. NCBI's taxonomy places the organism in Eukaryota, Viridiplantae, Streptophyta, Magnoliopsida, Malpighiales, Salicaceae.
AUGUCUACGGUUUCGAGUUUCUCCUCCUCUCGUCAAUUUGUUGAUGGAGAAAUAUUGCUCCAUUGUGAAGAUCCAUACCCCGGUUCUUCCUCACUAAACACAAGAAGUUCCAACUUUCGUGGGAUUCGAUCCUUAUCUACCACCCGAUUCACUAUCGGCGAUAAUGCAACCACCUUCUGCUGUCUCUAUCGGAGGCUCUUUCCGGAUCUUGUGGUGCUUGAACUCGAUUGGUUGGUUGGGGAUAAUCUUUAUUGUUUUAGGAGUGUCUCGAGGCUCGUUGGAUCUCCUUCAUAUUCGACUUAUUCUCAUCUCGCUUCCUUUGCCAUAUUGGAAUAG